UGCAUGUUGUUAAGGUAAAAGCCUUGCCAAGUUCCAUGGCUAUGAAAUCUGCCCUGUUAUCUCUGUAUUGACAAACCUUGUGUUCUUAUUAGGCAAUGAGAUCUGAUUGAACAAGAUUGCUCAGCUGGAGCACAGCUCCACGGAAGCUACCAGCUGGUUCAAGGAGCAACAAUGGAUUGGCCCCAUCAAAGAUGUAGUAGGUGUUGGGAGAAGACAUCUCACCUGAAAUGGAGGUGAUCGAAGGAGCUGAACACUGACUGCACCAACAUGGGGCUGCGACUGCUGGCUUGUCUUUUCCAUUUGCCCACUGCAGUGAUCUACGGGUCUCUGUCGCUCUUUGUUUCCAUUUUGCACAACGUGUUCCUCCUGUACUACGUGGACACCUUCGUCUCUGUUUACAAGAUUGAUAAACUGUCCUUUUGGAUAGGAGAGACAGUGUUUCUGAUCUGGAACAGCCUCAAUGACCCUCUGUUUGGCUGGCUGAGUGACCGAGUAUUCCUUAGCACACAGCAGGCAGGAGCAGAGAUUUCAUCCCCUGAAGUAGUUCUGAAGAGGCUCAGAGCACUAAGCCACAAUGGCCCCCUCUUUGCCAUUUCUUUCCUUUCUUUCUGGGUUUCCUGGGCUCAUCCUGGUUUGCAGUUCCUCCUUUGCCUUUGCAUGUACGACAGCUUUCUCACCAUGGUUGACCUCCAUCACAACGCCUUGCUUGCAGACCUGGCUGUUUCAGCAAAAGACAGGACGAGCCUCAACUUCUACUGCUCCCUCUUCAGUGCCAUAGGCUCCCUGUCUGUCUUCAUGUCCUAUGCAGUGUGGAACAAGGAGGACUUCUUUUCCUUUCGCAUAUUUUGCGUCCUGCUGGCCCUCUGCUCCAUUGUUGGUUUCACCCUGUCCACACAGCUGCUCCGCCAGCGGUUUCAGGCUGAUGGGAAAGCGAAAUGGGACCAGGAAUCAACCCUGAAAGAGCUGUACAUUGAGAAACUCUCCGUCCCCCAGGAGAAGAGGAUCACCCUGGCAGAGUAUCUCCAGCAGCUCUCCCGGCAUCGUAACUUCCUCUGGUUUGUCUGCGUGAAUCUCGUCCAGGUUUUUCACUGCCAUUUUAACAGCAACUUCUUCCCUCUGUUCCUGGAGCACCUGCUGUCAGACCAGAUCUCUGUCUCUACUGGAUCCUUCCUGCUUGGUGUUUCCUACAUUGCCCCCCAUCUCAACAACCUCUACUUCCUGUCGCUCUGCCGCCGCUAUGGGGUUUACGCUGUGGUGCGAGGACUCUUCUUCCUGAAGCUGGCUCUGAGUGUUGUCAUGUUCCUGGCAGGACCUGAUCAGGUGUAUCUGCUCUGCAUCUUCAUUGCCAGCAACCGCGUGUUCACAGAAGGGACCUGUAAGUUACUCAACCUGGUGGUCACUGAUUUGGUGGAUGAGGAUCUAGUCCUGAACCGUAGGAAGCAGGCAGCCUCAGCCCUGCUCUUUGGGAUGGUGGCUCUGGUCACCAAACCGGGCCAGACUUUUGCCCCUCUGAUUGGCACCUGGCUGCUCUGUGAGUACACAGGCUAUGACAUCUUCCAGCGCAACCCCCUGAACAAUGUGGUGAGUGCCCAGCCGAAGCUGGAGUCUGCUGCAGCCUUGGAGCCAACUCUUCGCCAGGGCUGCUUUUACCUCCUGGUCUUUGUGCCCAUCGCGUGCGCCCUGCUGCAGCUCCUCAGCUGGUCACAGUUCAGCCUGCGUGGGAAGCGGCUGCAGGUGGUGAAGGCUCAGCGGCAGAGCCUGACACAAGGCCAAGCACCAGAGGUCAAAACAAUCUAAGGGUGCCUGAGCCCCCCAGGAUGCUGCUGGUUCCAGGCUGGUGCUGGAGGGCAGGUGAAGGGCAGGGAUGGUGGGCUGAGAGAGCCUGAUGUUCAUGGUUCAGCUGUGAAAUGCUGUGAUGCCAAUGUUUGUUCACUCCAGGUGGUCAUCACUGGGGAAGGCAGAGAGGUUCAGCAUGUGUGGGGCCUGAGAUAGAUCGCUUGAUCUCAGAAGCAAGAACAUUUUAUCCCAGCCUGUCCCAGGGAGCAGAGCUGCUCAUUCCAGCAAAGAGGUGCUGGGUUGCAGGUGCUAGAAAACAGACACAUCCCCUAUGUACUUCUCUGCAUUGGGCAUGGCUCUAGGGAGCCACAGCCUCUGCAGCUGAACAGGAGGAGACUUCACAGGGAGUCCUUCACCAGAGCCUUUCACCCUUGUGCAGUGGGAAGCUUCUGAGGGACAAAGUGACCAAGGGAAUGAUUGUCAAACAGGAGCAGGGAUGACAGGACCUUGAAGGCCUUUCCCAGUAGAGAACCCUCUGCUGGGAAAGGUAGAACCCUCCCACUUGCAGUGCUGUGGUUCUUGGACCAAAUCCAUUCUUAAGCAUUUGUUGUUCAUGAGACAAUAUGCUGCACAGCCAGGAUCUGCUGGGUGUGCUGUUUUAUGCUGAGGUUCCCUUCUCUGUGGCCUUGUAGAGGAAGUUGUUGCUGGCCUGGAAAAGGUGCUGGGCUCGAACUGAGUUCAGAGCCCUGAGCUGUAUCAUUUCACCAGGCAUCCCAUUGCAUGUGUUUAUUCCUCAUUUGCCCUCCACAGUCCCUACUACUCAGUGCUGUCACACAGCUGUACCAUGAGUCCCCUCCCAUUCUGGGCAAGGUCAGGGAGCCAACCCCUAAUUCAGCCACUGGCAGUGCCUCCCUGCCCAGGGCAAUCCCAGGUGACCCGGUGAGGCAGCCUGGUGCCCUCCCCUCUUGCAGGAGAGCACAGCUUGAAGGAGACACCAGGUCUUGCUUUUGUGCCUUUGAUUCCUCUUUGGAGCCUGUCUGACACAGUACUGGGCAGUCACAGGGUGGGGAUUUUACCCCUGUGGGGAGGGGCAGACACCUCAGCUCCUCUGUGCUAGAAACAGUGCCCAAGUUAGAUCAUCUCACCUGCUGAGAGCAGGUCAGAGAGCUGCUGAGCCAGGGACCCAAGGAGAGCAGGUGCUUUGGUCUCCCUGGUUUUGGUUGAGAGCAGAUGACAGGUAAUCACUGAAGGGGUCCCUGAGGCAAGGGAGUGACUCCUCAAUCCCUGUAAUGUGUUUGGGGGCAAGGAGAAGGGAUGUGCCAAAGCCUGUGCCUGCCUGCUGCAGGAAGGUGGGCUGGGCAGGCAGUGUUUGAAGCUGUUGCACGUUGAGGGAUGUUCUUUGUUUAGUCCCAGGUUCCCUCUGGGGUCUCAGCCCACCAGCCUGCCAUCUUGCCUCAGGACAUGGCUGCCUUCUGUCUUGGACCAAGACAUUCCUGCCAUGAGGCUGCUGUAGUUCUUACUGGUUCAAUCAUAAGUGAUUUGUGCAAUUUCUGACCAAGUUUGAGAAUGAUUCUCCAUUUCAUAAAUUAAAGAUGAUCUUUUUCUGAA
This is a messenger RNA of Agelaius phoeniceus (red-winged blackbird), 3384 nucleotides long. Lineage: Eukaryota; Metazoa; Chordata; Aves; Passeriformes; Icteridae. The record is from RefSeq and is a predicted model, not a curated record.